CGGGGCCGCCCCGCCCAAGGUUAUAAAAAGGCGGCGCGGUGCCAGUCACCCCCCGCAGCAGCUCAAGAUGGCGGCCUUGAGGGCGGCGCGGGCGGCCCUGCUGCGGCCCGGGCCCGGGCAGGCGGCGGCUAGGCUGGGCUACCACAAGAAGGUGGUGGAUCACUACGAGAACCCGCGCAACGUCGGCUCCCUCGACCGCAACGCCAAGAACGUGGGCACCGGCCUGGUGGGCGCCCCCGCCUGCGGCGAUGUCAUGAAGCUUCAGGUGGAAGUGGACGAGAACGGGAAGAUCGUCGAUGCCCGUUUCAAAACCUUCGGCUGCGGGUCGGCGAUCGCGUCGAGUUCGCUGGCGACAGAGUGGGUCAAAGGGAAAACGGUUGACGAAGCGUUGAAAAUCAAGAACACGGAUAUAGCUAAAGAACUCUGCCUUCCUCCAGUCAAACUGCACUGCUCUAUGUUGGCUGAAGACGCAAUCAAGGCUGCCUUGGCUGAUUACAGAUUGAAGCAGGAUCCAAACAAAGAAGAGCCAGAGAAGAAAGCAAACAAUGCCUAAACUGACUGUAAAGCUUGUUCUCAUUCCACUUAAAUUUGCAGUGCAAUUAUUCUAGCUAUUAGUAGGAUCCUGCGCACUACUAAACGAAGCUGUAAGAUACGCACAACUCACGCACAACGUGUCACUGUUUCUGUGUGUACAGUCACUCUUGUGCUUACACGACUGGGAUAUGGGUAUUUCAGCAGCCUGUGUCCUGUCACAACAGUGUUUGAAACGAAGACUGCUCAACUGCAGAGAACUCAGUGGCUUCUCUUUGGAGAGAAAAUCCUGCUGUUCCGGUACUGGAAGGGCUGUAGUUUUUUGGAAGUUGUAUAGUUUUGCCUAAUAUUUUACAGAAUUUAGUGGGAAACAUUGCCUUGGUAUUAACGUUUAUGUAAGAACUGGAGAUCAGCCUGUGUAUCAGUGCAGCGUACAAAUGUGGGGCAGUGUGUCUGCCCGCAGACUACAGCUGUGUUGGGGUUUCAUUUCGCAAUCUGUGUGCAAGUUCCUCCUCUCCCGGCAUGCUGGGAUGCUUCAGGAGGCACUAGAGGGCACUGGCAGCGUGCUGGUGGGACCCAGUGAGUAGCGGCUGGGUGCUGCCACUCCAGGAAGUGCAGACCCAGUGCUAGCAGGGCUUGCUUCUGCUCACAUCCUGUCGUGACUAACGCUUGGUUUGUUUGUUUUGAAGCUCCCCUUAAAGGUACAGUCUUAGUUUUGGAUUGUCUUCUAUGGCCAAGUACUUUGUUAAAAAAAGAAUAAAUGCGCCCUUGGGUUUGAACCCCG
Molecule: messenger RNA, 1315 nt
Organism: Phalacrocorax carbo (great cormorant)
Lineage: Eukaryota; Metazoa; Chordata; Aves; Suliformes; Phalacrocoracidae
Source: RefSeq, a predicted model, not a curated record